Molecule: messenger RNA, 1625 nt
Organism: Phalaenopsis equestris
Lineage: Eukaryota; Viridiplantae; Streptophyta; Magnoliopsida; Asparagales; Orchidaceae
Product: transcription factor RF2a-like
Biological process (GO): regulation of DNA-templated transcription
Cellular component (GO): nucleus
Molecular function (GO): DNA-binding transcription factor activity
Source: RefSeq, a predicted model, not a curated record
UCUAUAAAAAAACUCUCGAUCACGUGGACGCUUCACUUCGAUUGACCACCACGUAUUUUGCGACAACGUGCUUCCCUUCACAUUUCGUACCAAAGCCCCCAUUCGAAAACCCGAUCACCGCCACAUAACCGACCUCCUUCUUUAUGGACUGCACGGCGCGCAUUUAACGGCAGCCACAGCAAUCCAACCCCCGUCCUCCUCCCGAAACCCCGACCUGAAAUUUCUUCUGAAGAGCUUCCAUAGAUAUCUCUUCUCGUGUACUCGGAGAGAUAACACUCUGCUGCUCGAAUCCUGUCCAUGGGUAGAUCCAGCACUCCUCCCACGAUUCCCUACUCACAGGCCGCACCGCCGACUCCAUUGAGUCUGCUUCCUGCUAGCUUUCACAAUGGAUCCCUUUCUCGGCCAACAUUCUUCUCCCUCGACUCACUCCCGCCGUUGAGCCCCUCCCCUUACCGCAAAACCUCCCCGAUCUCCUCCUUUUCCGACUCCCCGGACUUGUCCGCUGCCUCGGGCGAUAGUCUUCAGAAUUGCACGAUCCACCGUCGAUCCCGCAGCGAUCUCCCACCAGCGGUGAAGCCGGAGCCGAUCGAUGAUAGUGCCGAGCGCUUCUUGGUGAGCAAAUUGGAAGCUAAUGUCGGCGACGAUCUUUUCGACGCGUUUCUCAAUUUGGAUGGGUUUGGUUGGGUAGAAUCCUUAGAUAACCGUCGAGACGAAAUGGAAAGCAGGGGAAGCGGAAACAGCAAGACAGGCGGCGCUUGUAGCAGCGAGAGCGAGGCGGAGAGCUGUGCGAUUGACUGUGCCUUGGCUGGUGAAUCAGUUCCAGCUGCUAGGCAUUCCAGAAGCAUUUCGUUGGAUGGAUUGGUAGGUAGGGUUAACUUUUGCGAGAAAUCGAUUGGGGUUUCGCCUUCCCCCUCUUCUGGGUGUAAGAGAAGCAUGAGCUCUGAGUGCGAUUCGAUGGACGCGACCUUCAGCUUGGAGUUUGGGAGAGGGGAAUUCAGCGGGACGGAGCUGAAGAAGAUAAUGGCGGAUAAAAAACUGGAGGAGAUCGCUCUGGCUGAUCCAAAACGUGCCAAAAGGAUAUUGGCCAAUCGUCACUCUGCUGCUCGUUCUAAGGAAAGAAAGGUGCGUUAUAUUUCAGAGCUGGAAACCAAAGUUCAGGCAUUGCAGACUGAAGCUACAAUACUAUCAACUCAACUAAAUUUCCUGCGGGGAGACUCGUCUGGGCUUGCUACUCAGAACAAUGAAUUAAAGAUUAGGCUACAGGCCAUGGAGCAACAGGCGCACCUAAAAGAUGCGCUCAAUGAAGCUCUCAGUGCAGAGGUCCAGCGCCUGAGACUUGCCACCGCCGAGUUGGACAAGUCCCUCUCCCAACACAUGUAAAUUUAACUAAAUCUUGAGGAAUCAUUUUUAACGAGCCAGUUUUCAUUAAAUUUAACUUUAAUCUUCGUUUCUUUAUGCAUUUUUUUAAUUAUUCUUAUAAAUAGCCAUUUAUAUUGUAGCCUGCUGUAAGUUUUAAUUGAUUUGAUUCAAUUGUUGUAACUGUUUAAGAGGUUGUAUUUGUUCUGCUGAUUUAUGGGCUUCUUUUUCUUUUUCUCUUGAUCUGGUGAUGGAAAGGUGCUCAAUGA